AAAAACGGCAAGCAGUCUACUUUUUUGUCGUUAUCACUUUUUAACCCUUUUCGGCUUCUAUCCGUCGAUUCAAAUCGGCGGCAGUUCCCAGCGACAUUAAUCUCCGGCGAGACAGUUUACUCGUGUUUAUUGAAGCUAUGCCUAAAAGAACAGCAGAAGCGUGUCCAUCAUCUGAAAUCCAAAGAAGCAGAGGAGAUACUUUUGGUAGUUACAGAUCUCAAGUAGCUGAGCUUUUGUCUCUAGGUGAGAGGAUCUCACAUCAUGAUCAACAAGAAGCCAAUGAGAGGCAUUCUGAGAGUGUUAUAGGAGCUGGGAUGUCAAAUGUUGAGAAAGAUAAUUUGAAUGUUUUGUUAAGGCAGUGUGUGAGGAAUCUAAGUCCAGAAGUUGAUGAGAUGCAGGAAUGUGUACGCUCUCUGUAUCUAAUUUCUCAGCUAGGGAACAAAUGUCAGUCAUCGUCGCCGAGCGAUUUUGUUCCUGAAGAAACCGGAGGAGCGAGAGAAGAUGAUAUUCAACUACUUCUGAGGUCUGACUCUGAUAUGGUCAAGAACAUAACGUCACAGUAUUCAAAUGUUCUGCUGUCCAAACUGGACAAUAUGCAGCAGGAACUCGAGAGACUUCUUGACGAUGUGGUGGCGACUUGCAGACCUAUGACUCGUGGUGAAAUUCGGGAGCUUCAGAAAUCGAUCAAGGAGCUGCCUGAGAGGAAUCUCAACCGCGUCGCUGAAAUAGUAGGAAAUCAUUGCAUAGCAUCUGGCAGAGAUUUCAACGAUAAGGUUAUCGUCAACCUUGAUCAGGCGGACAAGGUCAUGUUAUGGAGAUUGCAUUUCUAUGUAGGAGCAGUCAAGAGGCCCAGAAGCUCGCUCCCUAGCUAACUUUGGCUGUAUAUAUAUGGACUGGGAUGUUGAGAUGGUGUGAUGGGCUAAACCGGUUUAAUAUAUUUCCUACUUUUUUUGUUUUCCUGAUUAGUCCGGUUAAGCCGUGUAGUAGUUGGUCUUACAUGGACGGUUAACAAAUGAAAAUCGGUUCUGAUUUGGUAAGACUUUGUCCUUCGUCCCAUGAAGAUUUCUCUAACAAAAAAUCAUUGACCACAUCAUGACAUGAAUCCAAAGAAAACACAUAGUUUGCUAAUGUGUCUGUUAGACGAUUAAUCUCU
Arabidopsis thaliana (thale cress) is the source of this 1153-nucleotide messenger RNA. Its product is annotated as bromodomain testis-specific protein. Bases 138 to 872 code for a protein of 244 amino acids. The record is from RefSeq and is marked reviewed. NCBI's taxonomy places the organism in Eukaryota, Viridiplantae, Streptophyta, Magnoliopsida, Brassicales, Brassicaceae. The transcript has 7 exons.